This is a messenger RNA of Drosophila novamexicana, 2302 nucleotides long. It is a transcript of the gene Qsox1, whose product is annotated as sulfhydryl oxidase 1. The record is from RefSeq and is a predicted model, not a curated record. Bases 168 to 2108 code for a protein of 646 amino acids. The transcript is spliced from 2 exons. Lineage: Eukaryota; Metazoa; Arthropoda; Insecta; Diptera; Drosophilidae. Gene Ontology annotation, molecular function: protein disulfide isomerase activity; flavin-dependent sulfhydryl oxidase activity. Gene Ontology annotation, cellular component: Golgi membrane. Gene Ontology annotation, biological process: protein folding.
GAACAAGCAGCAAGGGGCGAGAGUGCAAAAAUACUCUGUGUGGCUAAUCAAAAGUUAUUGAAACCAUAAAACAUUCCCAAUGCUACGGUAGAAAUAUCGUAUCAGUCGUUCUCAUUGCAUUGCGCACUGAACACCUUAAACUCGGCGAAACACUCGGCUUAAAGACAAUGACUCGACAAGGUGCGCAGCUGGCAUUUUUACCAAUAUUAUUGUUCUUCUGCAUACUGAAAUUGGUCGCUGCUGGCGUCCCAUUGAACCGAUACGAGACGCUCUUGAAACAGCAAUCGGCACCGGUAGACGAGGAGCUCGGCCUGUACGAUGACAGCGAUAAGGUGGUCAAGCUAACCGUGGCCAACUUUAAUGAGACAGUGCUGGAGCAAAAUCGCGGCACGCUCGUCGAGUUCUAUAAUACAUAUUGCGGGCAUUGCAGACGCUUUGCGCCCAUAUACAAGCAGGUGGCCGAGCAGCUGCACGCCUGGCGGGAUGUGCUCAUUGUCAGUGCGAUUGACUGUGCCGCCGAGGAGAACAAUGGCGUCUGUCGCGCCUACGAGGUCAUGGGCUAUCCAACGUUGCGGUAUAUGGGCCCGGGCUAUCAGCCCAGCGCCAUGCAAUAUGGCCUGAAAUUGGAGACCCAAAAGCCCGACGAGAUACGCAGCCUGCUCGCUGGCAUGGUGGCCGCCGAGAAUCAGACUGUUAAUAACACACAUUGGCCCAAUUUUGUGCCCGUCAGCGAAAGUGAAAGCACCGCCACGGCGCUGUUCGAGGGCCUCAACAGCCAGCGGGAGUAUGUGGCGCUCAUACACGAGCCGGAGAACUCUACGCUGGGCGUCGAAACGGCCCUCUUUCUGCUGCAGUGGCCCGCCGUACAGGUGCGUCGUUUCAGCGAUGCCGCCGUUGCGGCCAAAUUUAAUUUGGACACCAGCCAGAAGCAGCAGGUGGCGCUUGUGGAUCGUCAGGGCAAUGUGAAGGUGCUCACACCGUCCAGUCAGAGCAGCGAAGCCUAUGCCAAAGCCAUUGAGGAUGCGCUGCGUGCUCUGAGCUUUACACCCCGACCAGAGCAACAGCAGGCGCAGUCGCAGCCGGCGGCGAACGACGGCAGCCAGCAUGGAGAACUCAAAGAGAUCAUCAGCGAGGUGCAUCGCAACAAGCACUUGAUUUAUCAGGCGGAUCUGGAGCAGGCCAUACGCACCAUUCUGCACAACGAGGUGGCCAAAGUGAAUGUGAUAAGCGGCGAGCGGUUGCUGGCGCUGCAGCGCUUUCUGACCGUGCUCCAGCGCUACAAUCCGUUGGGCCAGGCGGGACGGCAGCUGGUGGCCAAGCUCAGGGAUUAUGUUGCGCACUUCAAUCAACAGCUGACGGGCAAGGAGUUUGAGCAGGAGCUGCGCCGCCUCGAGUCGAAACUGGGUCACAUCUACUCAAGCACACACUAUGUGGGCUGCACGGGCUCCAGUCCGCAUUUGCGCGGCUUCAGCUGCUCGCUGUGGACGCUUUUCCAUUUCAUGAGCGUCCAGGCGGCCGGCAACGAACAGUCGCAGGAUCCACUCGAGGUGCUGCAGGCGAUGCAUGGCUAUAUCAAGAACUUCUUUGGCUGCACCGAUUGCAGCGAGCAUUUCCAGGCAAUGGCAACACGCCGCAAAAUCUGGAACGUUGCUACCAAAGACGAAGCCGUGCUGUGGCUCUGGGCUGCGCAUAAUGAGGUCAAUCAGCGUCUGGCUGGCGACGAUACCGAGGAUCCGCAAUUUCCCAAAGUACAAUUCCCCAGUGCCAGCAGCUGUGCCAAGUGCCGGCAGGCGCCAACCUCCGACCUGAAAGAGAAUUUGGAAAUUAACUGGAACAAGGAGGCGGUGCUGAGUUUCCUCAAGAACAUACACAAUCCGCAGUUCGUCAGUCGCUUUGGCGUGCAGCGCGAGGAGCUGCUGCACGAGACGCUUGACAAGAUGCGGCAAAAGCGUCAGAUCUCUAACGUCUUCUCCGACAUGGAUAUGCGUAUGGGCAUGUUCCUGUAUGCCUUCUGCAUUGUCAUGAUGGUGCUGGCCUUUAAGCUGUUCGCCUUCAAAGGCGGCUACCGCAAGAAGCCGUAUGGACACGAUCUGCUGGGCAAGGUGUAAUGCACUCAGAGCUUUGGCUCAAUUAUCAUAAAGACACACACAAAUUUCUAACGACCACCUCUUAAUGUUUUUUGUACGUAUUGUAACUCACAAUUAUGUUUAAGCUGAACGUGUAUAUAUCAAUUAUCUUCCAGUUGUAAUCCUUUAUCAUAACGAAAACAAUCGCUUUUAUAAAAUUACGUAUCAAAAUGUAC